CUCUCUCCCUCCUUUCCUCUCAUCCCUCCUUCUUUCCUUCUUUCCCUCCAUUCUUCCUCUCCAGUAGGCAAAGGGGGUGGAUCUCAGCAGUGGCUCUGCAAAGUCAGGCUCUCAGCCAGACCUCCAGCCAGAGAGAAGAGAAGGAGGCAAGGGAGGACCAGCCAUGCCCCUUUGGCGGCAGCAGCAGCAGCAGCAGCAGCAGGAGAGGAGCCAGGGAUGCAGAUGCCCACAAAGCAAUUGCAUCAAUGAAGAAAGUUGGCGUGUUUUAUAACCAAAAGAACACUAAUUGGGAAAUUGAUUGAAAGGCAAUAAAAAGUUUCCCGUGCUGGUGGAGAAAGAAAGCCUCUUGAGAUGUCUUCUUUUGUAGCUGUUUUCAAACCGAAUCCUUGAUUGGGAAGUCAUACAUAUAUUUGCUAGUGGAUGCUCUCCCUCUGGGGCUCUCAUUAAUGGAACAGGGUCAAUUUCUGUGUUGAUCUGAAAUCUAUUUAAAACAAUUAAACCGCCACAUUUCUGAUGAAAGAGCAUUACCUGCAUGCCAAGGGACAAUUACCAUUGAUGCUCCCAGACAUCAGGCUGAACUCCUUCAACAAAAUAUAUGGAAGGGGAUAAAAGCACUCUGCUGUCAAACUCUUGUUUAUCUGUUUGUAACUAAAAGAGAGAGAGAGAGAGAGAUGAAGAUCAUUUCUUAAGAGCUGGUCUAAUAGAAAAUGUUAUUGUAAAGAACUUCAGAUUGGCUAUCCACACAUUUCAAGGAGCAGGACACUGAUGCCUGUAAUGGCAUAUCAACUCUGCCAAUAUAAAGCAGUUUAACAGGGAUUUCCUUUCCCCAGGUAACACAGGGCACUGCGGUUCUACAAAUUUUGUCGACAGCAUCUUUCCUGAACUGCAGUUCCUAGGAUUCACUGGGAGGAACCAUGAUAGUUAAACUAAAUCUACCUUAAGCUUGUCCUUUUUAAAAAAAACAGCAAAUGUCAGCAAAGGAACAUUGCUUAAUUUCCAGGAAACUAGAGUGCAAGCUCAAAAGAUGGAAGAUAUAGAUAAAGGAAUUCAGAUGGAGAAUUCUCAAAAACCAGAUGCCUCAGAUGCGCCACAGGCUCUUACUGCAAAUCAGAGCCCAGCCAAAAAGGCCUCCAUCUUUUGCUUUAAGAAAAGGAAGAAGUCCUGUGAAAAGGUCAUGGAGAAAGAGGAGGACUGUGGGUCUGAGACACUUACCUUAAAGCCUAUAAACCAGGACUCCAGCAUAGGAAGUAGCAGAGCAGAGGUAUCGAAUUCAUUAUGGACAUCAGGAGGGGCUUGGUUGGCCUUCAAACGCCUUGUGACUUCGAGGAGACGAUCCAAGUCUGCUCUGAAGAAGCAGUCCCAAUCCAGGGAUUCCCGUGUACAGCUGGAGACACAAGUAGAAGAUUCUGGAGUGCUGCGUUGCCCUAAGGAACGCAACGGAUUUAAAAUUCCCUGCCUAAGGUUCUCCAAAAACCGGAAAAUGUCCAGUCACUGUGAAAUAACAGAAGAGCUAGAGAAAGCAAAUGAAAAGACAAGUAUUCUGAAUGACAAAAGUAACUGUGAGGAACCAGAGGUUCUGGCUCUGGAGGGUCCACUGAGUGCUGAACAGUCUUCCAGUGGAGCACUUGAGGAGAAAGAAGGUGACACUGACAUUGUUAAAAACAUGAGUGAGGUGGCCAUCUCCAAUAAGGAGAACGCCUUUGCUAUAGAGAUGGGGUCUGGUCCCGAUUGUUACACAGACUGUGUGGGUCAGUCUGAAAUAAUCCAGUCAGAGAAAGUCCUUGAAACUGAAGAGGAAAAGCAAAUCUUUCAGUUGCAUCAGGGCAGCCUUUAUGGAAACUCAGAAGAAGUAGAAAACAAAAGCUUUGGUUUUGAGGUUGAGAUUGGCCCCCUUGUUCCCCAGGUCUUGCCGGAAACUGACCCCAGCGUCUUCAAAACAGAGGAGGCCAAAGAGGCUGAGUUGGAACUAUUGGGGAAGGAGGUUGAUGCUGUGGCAGAUGGAAAUGGGACCAAGGAAAGGAACUCCAUUGAAGUGAUGCUACACUGCAGCCCGCCUGGAUUGGGAGAGGAGAUGUCAGGUGUGCCCAUUGGUUUUGAUGAGGAGGUAAAAGACAAAGAAAAUAAACCUACUAUGCCAGGAGCAGGCAUCGUGAUCAUGAUCACGGAAGCAGAGGAAUCGCAGGAUGAAGAGGAAUCUGGCCAAGCCUGUGACCUUUUUUCGUUGGCACAAACCAAUAAACAGAAAGGGAAGAAAAAAACGAGCAGAAGUUCAGAAGGUCACAGUCACACAUCUUCCAAGGUUCAGUCACCCUUAAGUGGCAAUGACCAGGAGCACUGGACAUCAGAGCAAUAUGAAGUGCUUCUGAUCGAAACGGCCUCGUCGCUGGUUAAGGCGGCCAUCCAGUCAUCCAUUGAACAGCUUGUGAAUGAAAUGGCUUUGGAGCAAAACAAGCAGAACAGCUUCCUAUGAUCCUGGGCGUUCUUCGGGCAUAGCAGCCAGGUCCUGUGGUCUGGGCAAGCACAACUGCUGCAAGGCACCAGAUUUUGAGUACCAAUAAAACAUCCAAAUUAACUGUUAUUUAAAAUUAUUACAAGGUUAUUGAGGAGAAGGUGUUGCUUGGAUUUUUCUGCAUCUGUUGGCAAAAUUGUUCAGUUCUGGUCCUGCCAGUUAAUCCCGUAUUAACUCCACAGGAAGAACCAUGAAGGCUCCUGAUACAAUUAAACUCAGCAUGAGAAAACAAGAAUGUUCUAAUCCCUGGGAUAUUUUCCGUGUCUGUGAUUAGCCUAAUUUUGCAUGUUGGUAAAAUGAAUGUAUUAUACGUAAAAAUGGGAUGCAAGAAUAGCAAAGGGUGGGGAGCCAUUUGCUGCAUGAUGACAUGGGCUAAUGGCUUGUUCUGGGUGGUACAUGACCAGGUCUCCUUCUGAUCCAUUCAUUUCAUAAACUAGAAUCCAGGGAGUUCAAAUCGCACUGAUCAAUGCCUGAAAUGUCUCAGUAUUAAUUAAAUUACAUUUGAUUUCCAUUCUAUGAUAAAUUUCACCUGCUAAAUUGCUGUGAAUCCAUCUGCUUUUAAAGAUGUGGAGAGCCAGCAGAGGGAGAGAGGGGAAGCGGAAGAGCAGAGCAGAGCUCAUAGUGAAUGAAUGAAUGAAUGAAUGGUUUACUGAAUUAGUUUACAGACCAUGUCAAACAAUACCACAAGGCCAAGUUAAGAUACUGGUCCAGCUCUAUUUCCUUAGCAGGAGUGAGUGGAGCAAUUUCUCCAGUUACUUAUAUGGGAUCAGGAGAAACUGCCUUGCUGGGGGAGGGGGAGCCUUGAGCUGUUGGGGACAACUCAGUUCUUGCAUGAAAAUCUUUCCUGGUUCCUCCACUGCUUUUUUUGACACUGCUGCUUGAUUCCCCACAACCCCCCCCCCCAAUUGCAAAGGAAUGGAGAAAGUGGCUGGCAAUUGGUGAAUGAGAUGCACUUAUGUAAGUCACAGUAGGGAGCCCUGGUGGCGCAGUGGUAAAAUGACAGUACUGCCGCCAUGAUAUUGUGAGUUUGAAAACACAGGGCUCCAGGUUGACUCAGCCUUCCAUCCUUUCGUAGGUCGGUAAAAUGAGUACCCAGCUUAUUGGGGACAAUCGGUUUACAGAUUGUAAAACACUUAGAGUAUGCAGAGUUCACUAUUAAGCAGCAUAGAAAUGUAAAUGCUAUUGCUAUUGCUAUACGUGCAGGGUAUAUCAUUUGCUGUAGCCCAACUGCAUUCAGCUGACAGCAGCAGAAACAGAGUCGCUGUGGUUGUGCAUUGUGCAUUGCACAAUGACACUCAGUCAGUGGCAUGUGCUGCACAAUGUUGGUAUUCUGCUUGGACAUUGCAUAGUGUCGUGCAGCUCAUGUGGGUAUUUACGCUACCCUGAGAGGAUGCCGGAUUGCAGCCAGUGUCUGGCGGGAGUGAAGAACAGGAGGAAAUGGUGGUAGAGUCAUGAUCAGAGUUUGGGAAAGUUACUUGCAAAUGAAUGGUAAAGGGGCAGAGAAGGAGAAAGACUACGAGAGAUUUCAUCCCUACCUAUUUUUCUGCCGUUGCCACAUCCCACCUCACUUGUCCUGGCCUCUUCCUGCUUCUAGCUCUUUAAUUUCUUUUUCAAAAUCCCAAAUCUCCCUGAAAAAGAUGGGGGCUGGACUAUACUGUAUGUCCUGUGGGGUCCCAUCCAGCUAAGAUUCACAAAACAAAAGCAGGCAGCUGUCUUAGCAAAAUCAUCCCCAAAGACUCUUCUCAGUACGUUUCCAGUCAUUUUCUCCAUGGAAAAAUAUUAUUCCUUAGCUGACUGCAAAUAGAAAUACCAGCGGGGGGUGGGGGUGGGGGUUAGAAAAAGAAACUUCUCUUAAAAAUAAAUAAAAAGUGACUUAAUGAACAAGAGCCAUCUGCACACAUACCACCCUCAGCUUUGGGGGCGGGGUGUUCAUUUUUUACAGUUUCCAGAAUCCACCAGCCAGCAUGACUAGUAGUCAUGCUACCUGGAGGAUUCUGGGACCUGUAGACAAAAAACAAAAAAGGAAACUUGCAAAGCUCUGCUAUCCCCUUCCUUGAUCGCAUGAUUCAACUCUCAGGCAUCUUGUGGUACACAGCCAUAUCUGAUGAUUGUACAUGACUACCUCUAGUUCAGGAUCAGUCAGUUUUAUAAGGAAGCCACUGAACCUUGAUGUAAAUUUACAGUGGAUAAUGCCACACUCUAGAAACCACCAAGAAAACUAAUAAAAUGGAGAAUACUGCCAGAGUCAGAGGUAAGUGCUCACCUUUCAGGCAGACAAACAAGCAAACUUGUUUGGAAGCUGGUUGGUUGUGUGUGUGUGUUCUCGAAAGACCCCAUGCAAUGCACAUCUUAUCUAUGGAUCUGCCUUUCAGCCUUCUACACUCCAUGAAAUGGAGAAGGGCUGCAGCUGCAUUGGAGUCAUUUGUGUCACUGGGGGGGGGGGGGGGUAGUAGAAACUAAAAUGUCCAGGGUGCUAUGGACAUGUAAUAUACUGACAGCUAUUAAAAUGACAUUGAAUUUCAAAAGUGUUUCCAGUUUUUAUCAAUGAGACAAUGAAUAGAAUUGUGUAAGUGAUGUACAUCAAUAUCAGCCUCUGAUGAUGCUAGCAUUUGAGGGUUGCAGGAUGCGCUAUGCAGCAGUGGCAUCAAUGACUAUGCUGUCACCCGGUGCGUGAAGGGCAUACAUGUGGCCCCCUGCUCCUCUGUCCUUGGGCUUUCUCCCAGGAAAGAAAACCUAGGGACAGAGCAGCUAGGAAGGAUAUGCAUCACCCCAUCUACCCUGAGGAGGAAGGAAGGCCCAACUGAGUGUCACCCUCCUUCUGGGUGUGGUCUGCACCAUCUGUAUCCUCCAGUGACGCCAUUGGUGUCCAGUACCCCUGGUGCAACAUCCAUUGGUGGGGGAUGGACUUCCUGGGUGCAUCUCUGUCCUCCUUGAAUACUGACUAGCUUUGGGGAAAUGCCCAGGCAUUUACCAGCUACUUUUGCAUAUGUAAGGAGGGAACAGACUUACAUUUGAUGAGUAGGGGCUGGUCUGUCUUCCCUGAGUGAUCUUGUAGCACUUUAGAGACUAUGAGGCUACGCAGACAGGCAAUAAACGCCAGCAUGGGGGCAGAGUGG
Sceloporus undulatus (fence lizard) is the source of this 5625-nucleotide messenger RNA. RefSeq names its product A-kinase anchoring protein 5 (gene AKAP5). The transcript is spliced from 2 exons. The record is from RefSeq and is a predicted model, not a curated record. Bases 1025 to 2470 code for a protein of 481 amino acids. Gene Ontology annotation, biological process: positive regulation of adenylate cyclase activity. Gene Ontology annotation, molecular function: GABA receptor binding; adenylate cyclase binding; glutamate receptor binding. NCBI's taxonomy places the organism in Eukaryota, Metazoa, Chordata, Lepidosauria, Squamata, Phrynosomatidae. Gene Ontology annotation, cellular component: dendritic spine; postsynaptic density; dendrite membrane.